AUGGUGGUGUUUCUUGACUUCGAGGACGACUCGCCCGAUCCCUUCCUCGAGCCGUACCGUCCGACUGACGCGUACCCGUCAUCGCAGCAGCAGAGCCGUGCUGGCCCGGCGGACGCCAACGAUGCGCAGUUCCGGCCGGACGACGAGCGCCCGAAUCCCAACAUCAACGGCUUCUCAGCCAUUCUGAGCUGCUAUCCGAUCGUCACACAGCUCGCAUCGCUGCUCGACCUCAACUCGCUGCACAACCUCUCGCGCACGUGCCGCCAGUUCCGCGCGAAUCUGCUCGAGUAUCGUAACCAGCUGGUCACCCAGACCCUACGGUGCUGCAACGAUGAGGUGCCGUGCGAGCAGCCCUCUCCCUCGGACCCCCACCACGCCCAGCAUGACUGGCGCAGUUCGCCCGAAGGAAGGAGACUCUUGAGCGGGAAAGUCGGCAAGUGCGCGAGAGACAUGGUUGGCGAGUGUCGGAAGUGCGGCGUUGUGGUUUGUAGGAAUUGCACCAGCAAGCCGCCUCCGCCAAUAGCCUUCCCCCACCGUCUUCGCCGCCUCUGCAAGACGUGCGCAAAUGCACCUCUGUCUAUCCUGACGUCACCUGGCAUCACCACGCCGCCUCCUGCUUGCUCGCUGCUAUCCUACCGCGCUCGCUCCGUAGGGUCGACGCCAGGCUCGUCACCCCACUCUUCGACCUCCACCCUCAGCACCACCCCUCCUGCGAACUCGCCACCGCUCUUCACGCCGUCCUCGUCGCCGGGCGCCUCCUCCUCGUACGGGCCGCCGUCGCCGGCUGCGAAAGACGCAGACACCCACAACCACAACCACAACGAGGCGGACGAGUGCCCGGCCUUCACGAACCAGGCCUUCAUCCGCAGCCCAUGUAGCUGCCCAGACGUGGUGUGGCUCUGCCAGCCGUGCGGCCACGGCAUCCGCACCAAAGACCAGCAGUACUCGCUCGGCUGGACAUGGCGGACGCGCUACAGCACGUACCUGGGCGGCCUGGGCGCCGGCAUCGGCGAGGGCCACGAGGGCGUCAAGUGCGGCCUCCAGGCCGCGUGUCGCGGCGGCCACGAUGUCGAGCACGAGGAGUGCGGCACCGCCGAGGAGCUGGCCGACAUCCAACGCCAGCUCGGCGGCGGCGCCGGGGCAUCAUUAACUCAGACCAGCCAUGGAGUCUCGAUUGGCGGCAAUGCGUCUCAAAGUAAUGGUGGAACAGCGUUCGGCGAAGGCACGGCCGUCGGCAGCCCGCACGAUGAGUGGAGCGGGACAUCGUUCUUCGCGCAGGAGAUCGAAGGUAUCGGCGGCCGGCGGGUGAUGAAGAUCAAACGGCGGGUGCGGGUGGGCGCCGUGGUCAAGGAGUACGAGGACGAGCGCGAAGGGCGCCAGGCGUACCUGACGCGCGAGAAGGAGGCCGUGAACCGGUCGUGGUGCGCUUGGUGCGCUCGCGUCGUACCGUCGAAGCGGGAUGUAAGGGAGUUGGAGAAGUGGGGGGUUGAGGGCUUGUAUUGCGGGGAUGGGAGGACAGCGAGGAAUUGA
Lasiodiplodia theobromae is the source of this 1530-nucleotide messenger RNA. Its product is annotated as Zinc finger FYVE/PHD-type protein. The coding region runs from base 1 to 1530 and encodes 509 amino acids. The record is from RefSeq and is a predicted model, not a curated record. The transcript is spliced from 3 exons. Lineage: Eukaryota; Fungi; Ascomycota; Dothideomycetes; Botryosphaeriales; Botryosphaeriaceae.